GCGCAUUUAAAGAAACGCCGCUACGGCAACCAUAAUGAAAUCAGCCCCACAGCAUAACCCAGGCCUUCAUAAAUUCCCAGUCUUUUCCUUUCUUCUUCGAAUUUCUUUCUUCUUUCUUCUUUGUUCGUUCCUCUAAUGGGGCGCAUCACAGUUAUCAGGGACUUGAUAGGAGUCAUCAAAGACAAAGCUUCUCAAAGCAAAGCAGCUUUGCUUUCCAAUCCCAAAACCUUAUCUCUCCACCUUGCCUUGCUAAGAGCCACAACCCACGACCCCUUCACGCCACCAGACCCAAGGCACUUGGCCGCUCUACUUUCCUUCGGUCAUAGCUCACGCGCCAUCGCUGCCACCGCCAUCGAGGCCCUCAUGGACCGCCUCCAGACCACCCGUGAUGCCUCCGUUGCCAUCAAGUGUCUAUUCAUGAUUCAUCAUAUCAUCAAACGUGGCAGCUUUAUUCUUCAAGAUCAGCUCUCUGUUUUCCCUGCCACCGGUGGCAGAAACUACCUUAAACUUUCCAACUUCAGAGAUAAUACGACGCCGUUAACGUGGGAACUUUCGUCUUGGGUUAGAUGGUAUGCCUUAUACCUUGAAAGUCUGUUGUCAACAUCAAGGAUUUUGGGGUUCUUUCUAUGUUCAACUUCAAGCAGUGUAGACAAAGAUAAAGAAGAAGAGAAAGUAUCGUCCCUGAUAAACAGUGAGUUGAUUAGAGAGAUAAACUCUUUGGUGAAUUUGCUCGAACAAAUUUCCAAAAGGCCCGAUUCUUUACAUGCUAAUGGCAACAUAUUGGUGGAGGAGAUUCAGGGAUUGGUGGGUGAGGACUAUUUGUCAUCAAUCAACGAGGUUUCCAUCCGGGUCGGUGAGGUUAGGGAGAGACUGAGUAGUUUGAGCUUCGUUGACUCGGUUGAGUUGGUGUGUGCUUUGAAGAGAUUGGAAGAUUGUAAAGAGAGAUCGUUAGCACUUUCGCAAAGGAAGAAAGUGCUGAUAGAUACUGUUUGGGGUUCAAUAAGUGAAAUAAAGGAUCAAGUUGGGAGCAGUAAAGUGUACAGGGAAGAGGGGAGAUUGUUGACAAUGGGAAGCAGGAACAAGGUUAGCGAGUCAGCUCGGUUCGGGGAGCCAGUUCUGAAGCAUGGCGACUCAGUCAAGUUCUGUUCAGGGAGGUUUCCAAGCUUCAAUAAUCUUUCUUUCCGAAGUUACGAGUCGGUUGAACCACGUGCCUGACGGAGAUUGUAAAUUCUACUGUACAAACCAAUUUGAGAUUGUAUGUAUUCUACUUGCAAAUUAAGAAUCGGUUCUUCUCACUAA
Molecule: messenger RNA, 1299 nt
Organism: Theobroma umbraticum
Lineage: Eukaryota; Viridiplantae; Streptophyta; Magnoliopsida; Malvales; Malvaceae
Product: putative clathrin assembly protein At4g40080
Biological process (GO): vesicle budding from membrane; clathrin coat assembly; clathrin-dependent endocytosis
Cellular component (GO): clathrin-coated vesicle; clathrin-coated pit
Molecular function (GO): 1-phosphatidylinositol binding; phosphatidylinositol-4,5-bisphosphate binding; clathrin heavy chain binding
Source: RefSeq, a predicted model, not a curated record